AAGUACACUGUCAAGAUGAAUCACUUACUCCUUGCCGCAGCGUGUAUGUUGGCGUUUGGGCAAGUAGCUUACGGCCAGGCUGUCAAUGGAAACUGGGGUGAUUGGCAAACUUGGUCGUCAUGUUCAGUGACAUGCCUUCAAGGCACUAGGUCACGGUCUCGAAACUGCGAUAAUCCAGCUGCGUCCGGUGGUGGUGCAGCCUGCAGUGGGGAUGAUACCGAGACAGCAAACUGUCUAAUAAUGAACUACUGCAUUCCUUCUUACCUCGGCAACACCGAUCUUAACUGUAGCUCGUCUUCGACAUUCGGAUGUGCUACUGGUGUGGUUUCUUGUAUCGAUAUUACCAAGCAGUGUGACGGUAAUUACGACUGUGAAGACGGAAGUGACGAAAAUCCUUAUUUUACCAACUGUACCACUAAACUUUGUCUAGGCAGCGGCGUGAACGACAUUCAGUCUACACUGAUGACAGGGAUGGUAAUGCUCGUUAUCUUGUUUGUAACAAGCCACUUUGUGUAGACAAACAAUUUGUUCAUGCCACUUUGAAAUG
This is a messenger RNA of Ruditapes philippinarum (Manila clam), 547 nucleotides long. Its product is annotated as coadhesin-like. Gene Ontology annotation, molecular function: protein binding. Bases 16 to 516 code for a protein of 166 amino acids. Gene Ontology annotation, cellular component: cell periphery. Lineage: Eukaryota; Metazoa; Mollusca; Bivalvia; Venerida; Veneridae. The transcript is spliced from 4 exons. The record is from RefSeq and is a predicted model, not a curated record.